Messenger RNA from Microdochium trichocladiopsis, 1206 nucleotides. RefSeq lists its product as uncharacterized. The coding region runs from base 166 to 1131 and encodes 321 amino acids. The record is from RefSeq and is a predicted model, not a curated record. Gene Ontology annotation, molecular function: arylformamidase activity. The transcript has 4 exons. NCBI's taxonomy places the organism in Eukaryota, Fungi, Ascomycota, Sordariomycetes, Xylariales, Microdochiaceae.
UCGGUCUGGGCUCCGGGGCCCGUGUUGGAGAUGCCGGGUGAAUGGCGAUGACAGCCAUAACAGAUCCAUGCCUACCACUCACAGGUUCCAUGGUCCUGCCCAGCUCAUGCCCAACAACAGGACCUUGCCCCGCACAUCUGCUCUGCUCUCAUCUGCUAGUGGGAGAUGGCCUCACACAAUUCGCUGCCUGCUUUCGAUGAGCUACCCCUGCGAUCCGGGGACCCCAAGUUCGCAGCCUGGGGUCUCUGGGGGGACGACGACGAGCUCGGCACCUUGAACCUGCUGACGCCCGACGUUGUCAAGCUCGCCAGCCAGGAGAUCCGUACGGGGCAACGUAUCACCCUCAACCUGCCUCUAGAUGCGUUCGUCCGGCCGAUGAACCCCGUGCGCAAGCCAUGUGACCACCGAAUCAUUGCCAAGGGGCAUGCCAAUGACGAUGAGCUGAACAUCAACACCCAAGGAGCGAGCCACUGGGACGGACUCCGCCACUUCCCGUACCAGACAACCCUGCAGUACUACAACGGCGUCACUCAAGACGACAUCAGCGGACCAUCUGCGAACUCCAAGAUAGGGAUUCAGAACGUAGCCGAGCAUGCCAUCGUCGGCCGUGGCGUAUUAUUGGAUUGGGCCUCAUACGCAACAGAGAAGCGCAUCGCCUACUCACCGUUCGAUAGAUUCGGAAUCCCGUUGGAUCAGCUGCUCGAGGUUGCGGCACUGCAAAAGGUGGAAUUCCGGCCCGGAGACAUAUUGUUCAUUCGUACCGGGUGGUUGGAGAGCUACAGAGGUCUAAGCAUCGAGCAGCGCCGGGCGCUGCCUGACCGAGCUAUAAGGUCCUCCUGCGGCGUCGAGGCAUCUCUCGAGGCGAUCCGGUGGCACUGGGACAACAGGUUUGCUGCCGUUGCCAGCGACACGGUGGCCUAUGAGGCAUGGCCAUCUCCGAAGCCGGCGGGCGUUGCCAUGCACGAAGUCUUCCUCAGCGGCUGGGGCAUGCCCAUCGGGGAGUGCUUCGACCUCGAGGGUCUCGCGGAGACCUGUAAGAAGGAACGCCGAUGGACGUUUUUCUUAUCGAGCGUCCCGCUCAAUGUACCCGGCGGCGUGGCCAGCCCUCCGAAUGCUGUGGCCAUUCUGUAAAUAGACCAGAUAAAGUUCAGGCAGGAUAAAGCUUUUGUUUGGCUAAAUUCAUGGCAGCUUUUAAGGCCGAGUUCA